Manduca sexta (tobacco hornworm) is the source of this 6384-nucleotide messenger RNA. Its product is annotated as phospholipid-transporting ATPase ABCA1. Gene Ontology annotation, molecular function: ABC-type transporter activity; lipid carrier activity; ATP binding. The record is from RefSeq and is a predicted model, not a curated record. Gene Ontology annotation, biological process: transmembrane transport; lipid transport. Lineage: Eukaryota; Metazoa; Arthropoda; Insecta; Lepidoptera; Sphingidae. Gene Ontology annotation, cellular component: membrane; intracellular membrane-bounded organelle.
AUGUCUGCAUUAGAGAAACUGAAAUUACUUAUAUGGAAAAACAUCCUACUUCAAAAACGACACAAAUGGCAAACAAUUUUUGAAAUAGCAUCACCAGUGAUAUUCUCAUUGUUUUUAAUAUUAACAAGAUGCCUUGUGAAUCCUCAAUCAAAACCAGCAAUAUCUUAUCAGUCUUUUCAACCUACAUACUUUAAUAUAAGUGGAAGAAAUCUGGGAAAUCUCACUACAGCUAAAACAGGAACAUUGGCAUUUUCACCUGAGAAUCCUUUAACUAGAAAUGUUACUAGGGAUGCAAUUGCUAUGGUGGCUGAUGAUAAUUUCAGCUUUCUAUUUUCAUUCUUAUUUGAUUCUAAUGUGCUACCUCAACCUAAAGGCUAUAAAAAUGCAAAUGAUAUGGAGCUGGCUCUCACACAACCCAAUGCUAUGAACAAAAUACUAGUUGGAAUCCAAUUUGAUGAUGCAAUGGCGAAUGCAACCGAAUGGCCGGACAAUAUAACCGUCACGUUAAGGUUUCCAGCUGUGAUGAGGACUCCCAUGGUGGAACAUCCUAUAAGAGCUAGUUGGAGAACUAAUUUAUUGUUUCCACUAUUUCCUCGGCCCGGGCCGCGUGAUGCCGAAGACAUGUACGGAGGCAAAACACCUGGUUACUCGCCAGAAAUGUUCUUGGCUGUUCAACAUGCGAUAUCACAAGAGAUAAUAAAGCACAAAUCAGGCAAGCCCAUCAAUACUAGGGUGUACCUCCAGCGUCUGCCCCAACUCGCAUACAGGGACGACCAACUGCUGAUCGCACUAGAGCGAUUUGUGUCUAUGAUAAUCAUGUUGUGUUUCGCUUAUACAUUCGUCAAUACUGUCAGAGUCGUCACAGCCGAAAAGGAAUUGCAACUCAAGGAAACAAUGACUAUAAUGGGCCUUCCGUCGUGGCUUCAUUGGCUGGCGUGGUUCAUCAAGCAGUUCUCAUUCCUUCUCAUCUCUGUCAUACUUAUAGUCAUCUUGUUAAAGAUACCGUUUAACCGCACUAAGGACGGCGAGGGCUACGCCGUGCUCACGUUCAUACCUUGGUCGGUGCUUCUGUUCUUUAUGCUGCUGUAUGUGAUAGCAUCGUUAGCGUUCGCUUUUAUGGUUAGCGUUUUCUUUACGAGGGCCAAUACCGCAGCAUCGUUUAUGGGACUAGCGUGGUUCUCGACUUACGCCGUAUUUAUGCUAACACAAUCUCUGUAUGAAGACAUCAGUCUGUCUACAAAGCUGGCCCUCAGUCUCAUAUCAAACACGGCCAUGGGCUAUGCGUUUCAAAUGAUCAUCAUUUGUGAAGGGACGUCCAAAGGGUUGCAAUGGAGCCAGCUGUUCACGCCAAUAUCGUACCACGAUCAGUUCCAGCCGGGCCACGUAGUACUCAUGUUGAUACUAGAUACUAUUUUGUACAUGUUGAUCGCCAUGUACGUGGAGAAAAUACGACCUGGCUUGUACGGAGUGCCUUUACCAUGGUAUUUUCCUUUCACAAAGCGUUUUUGGAUGCCGAAUAGAUCCAGAAUUGAUGUGUCGAGAAGAAAAGAAGUGAGUGACACGGCAUAUAAUGACGCUCUGCUGAAGGUGGUACACGAUGAGGAGCCAAAGGGGGUCUCCAUGGGCGUCAACAUUCAAAACUUAAACAAAAUUUAUAAAGGCCGCAAAAAAGCUGUCGAUAACUUAAACUUAAGAAUAUACGAAAAUGAAAUCACAGUACUGCUGGGUCACAACGGAGCUGGAAAAACCACAACAAUAUCAAUGCUUACGGGUAUGGUGCCACCGACAUCUGGUUCGGCCACAAUAAACGGGUAUAAUAUAGUAACAGAGACUGAACUAGCACGAAAAUCACUCGGUAUUUGUCCGCAACACAAUGUCCUCUUCCCGGACCUCACGAUUGCGGAACAUAUUAUAUUCUAUUCUAGAUUAAAAGGCGUGUCCCAAAAUAACUUAAAAAAGGAAGUGGAUCACUUCAUAAAGGUGCUAGAGUUAGAGGAGAAGCGAGACGCGUUGUCGUCGACGCUGUCGGGCGGGCAGAAGCGGCGGCUGUCGGUGGGCUGCGCCAUGUGCGGCGCGUCGCGCGUGGUGUUGCUGGACGAGCCCACCUCGGGGCUCGACCCCGCGCGCCGCGCGCUCUGGGACCUGCUGCAGAAGGAGAAGAGAGGACGCACCAUGAUCCUCACCACGCACUUCAUGGACGAGGCGGACGUGCUGGCGGACCGCAUCGCCAUCAUGGCGGGCGGCCGGCUGCAGUGCGUCGGCACGCCCUACUUCCUCAAGCGGCACUACGGGGUCGGCUACAAGCUCACCGUUGUCAAGGACGAAGGCUGUGUCGUUGAUGACGUCACCAGGUUUUUCAAAUCUCACGUGCCUGAUCUUUCCGAAAAUACGAAUAUAGGGUCCGAAUUAACUUACAUUUUACCGAACGAUUAUGUCAGUAAAUUUCCUGAUUUGUUAAAAGAAUUGGAAGACAAAAAAGAUUCGUUACAUAUAUCAAGCUACGGCCUCUCAGUCACCAGUCUAGAGGAAGUAUUUAUGAAGGCUGGUGCCGAAGACUGCACAGAGAAUUCUUCAGCAGUCAGGAACAAUCACAUAGUAACUUACAAUGAGAGUGCUGUUGUACCGAUGGAUGGAGAGUUUCACGAAUCAAUGGACAGCGAGCCUAUAGAAAAAGUGCGGGGUUUCAAACUCCUUAAAAAUCACAUAAAAGCUAUGUUUUUAAAGUUGGCAUAUAACACGAUGAGGAAUAAACUAAUAGCAUUCAUACAGUUUGCGAGUCCGGUUAUCAACAUUAUCCUGUCCGUCAUAAUAUCAAGAUCAUGGAAGUUCAUGUCGCAACUACCCGCGCUGACGCUCAGUUUGGAAAGCGGUUUCAAGACUACACAAACAAUUAUGGCCCACGCAAAUAAUUUUGCAGACGGCACAUUAGAAGCAAAAACUAUGCUAGCAUACAAAGAUUAUUUUAAAUCUUCGCAGUACCCCGGAAUGACCAUCACGGAUGUCGGCACAAUGGACCUGGGGAAAUUUUAUUUGAAACUGAGCGAAAAAGACUUACCACGUGUUCGAUAUGAAGUGCUGACCGGGGCCACGUUCGGCCAACACAACAUCACGGCGUGGUUCAGCAACUACGGCUACCACGACUCCGCCAUAUCGCUGGCGCUCGUCAACAACGCUAUGUUGCAAGCUGUCUCCCCCGGCAGCACUCUCAAAAUUGUCAAUCAUCCACUGCCAUACUCUAUAGAGAAUUUGGUUCGAGUUAUGGCGACCGGUAGCAGUAUGGGUUUCCAGUUCGCGUUUAACAUUGGUUUUUGCUUGGCCUUCGUAACAUCAUUUCUAGUACUGUUUGUUAUCAAGGAGCGCAUAAGCGGUGCGAAGCUAUUACAACGCGUGUCCGGCGUCCGGCCGGCUAUCAUGUGGGGCACUGCCCUGCUGUGGGACUGGGUGUGGUUGUUCCUGGUAUACCUGUGCAUUAUACUGACGCUCGCCUGCUUUCAGGAGAGCACUCUGGCCACGCCAGAGGAAUUAGGCAGAGUGCUACUGGUUUUGGUGGUAUUCUCAUUGGCCACAAUACCUAUACAUUAUCUGGCAUCAUUCUGUUUUGAAGCAGCUGCAACAGGAUUUUCAAAAAUGUGUUUUAUGAACAUAUUUACAGGAUGCAUGCCAUUUUUAAUAACCGAAGUCUUGCGCCUGCCUGAAGUCGGUAGUCCAUUUUAUGCACAUUUGUUUGAUUGGAUAUUCGCGCCACUGCCUAUUUACUGCAUUAGCAGGUGUUUUAGGGACAUGAGCGUCUCGUCAUUUUCUAUGCUGGCUUGCGACGGCUUGUGCGAACAAUUACACAUCGACAACUGCACGCGGCACACCGUAUGCCACAAGCUCAACAUCUCCGUGUGUUGCAUCGAGGACGACCCAUAUUUUAAAUGGAGCGAACCGGGCAUCGGUCGGUAUUUGUUUAUCAUGUUUGUCGUCGGUAUUGUGUCAUUUAGUGCACUUCUUAUCAAAGAAUACGGAUUUUUAAACAAGGCGCUACAUCCACGAAAACCCCAGCCAGCGCCUCCAGCUCCGGAGGAUGAGGACAGUGAUGUUGUUGCAGAGAGGCAGCACGUCCGUCAACUGACACUAGCUGAACUGCCUCUUCACAGCCUCGUGUGCAGGGACCUCACCAAGUACUACAAGCAGUUCUUGGCGGUGAACCGGCUCACGUUCGCGGUGCGCAAGGGCGAGUGCUUCGGGCUGCUGGGCGUGAACGGCGCCGGCAAGACGAGCACGUUCCGCAUGCUCACCGGCGACGCGCGCAUCUCCGCCGGCGACGCGUUCGUGCACGGAUACUCUCUGCGCGGACACGUACGCGACGUGCACCGGCUCAUCGGGUACUGCCCGCAGUUCGACGCACUGUUCGACAACCUCACCGGCCGCGAGACGCUGCGCAUCUUCUGCCUGCUGCGAGGCAUCCCUGCCGCGGUGGGGGCCGCCAGGGCGCUGCACCUCGCCACCACGCUGGGCUUCAUCAAGCACUACGACAAGAAGGUGCACGAGUGCAGCGGCGGUACCAAGCGCAAGAUCAGCACGGCCGUCGCGCUGCUCGGCGACUCGCCGCUGAUAUUCCUGGACGAGCCGACGACGGGCAUGGACCCCGCGUCCAAGCGGCUGGUGUGGGCGUGCGUGAACGAGGCGGCGGUGGCGGGCCGCAGCGUGGUGCUGACGUCACACAGCAUGGAGGAGUGCGAGGCGCUGUGCUCGCGGCUCACCAUCAUGGUCAACGGCCGGCUCUACUGCCUCGGCCCGCUGCAGCAUCUCAAGACCAAGUUCUCACAGGGUUAUACUGUUGUAGUUAAAUGUAAAUCUGGUGCAGAUAGAGAUGCCGAAGUAUCUAAAAUUAAUAACUACAUAAUGGAAAAUUUUAGUAAUGCAAAACUUUCUGAAACAUACCUGGGGAUCAGUACAUACCACCUGAAGGACGCGGAGCUGCCGUGGUGGCGCGUGUUCCACGUGAUGGAGGAGGCGCGCAAACAGUUCGCCAUCGAAGACUACUCGGUGUCGCAAACAACACUAGAACAAGUAUUCCUAAUGUUCACUAGAUUCCAAACAGGUGCGGAAAACAGUUAAAGGUUAUAUUAUAUAAUAUACAGUACAGUACAGUAUGAAACAAGUAACAACAUCUAGGGGAAGUGAUCUGUUUUCAACGGCGUAGUUAAUAUAAUUUUGUGUUAGCACUUAAGGCGUAAUGCACUGUAUAUUUCUAAACUCGUUGUUGUAAUGUUUGCAAGUAAAGAGUCUGGUUUGCUAUUUUUACACGCGGCCGACGUAUAUGCAGCUAUUUAUGGUACAAUUUGUUACAUACGUUUACACUGUUUAUGACGAUUGGGUUUACACGUGUAGCGUAGCUAGCAAAUCAUUGGAUUUAUAAAAUAGGAAUGUUGACUGUUAUUCUAACUACUUAGUAUGUUAACUAUUAUGGAAAUUAAUUAUAACAUACAAUACAGUAAUAACCGAGUAAUUAAUAAAUAGAAUGUCAAAAAUAACAACAUAACUAGAUAUAUCAGAAGUACAAGACUUCAAACAAUUUAGUGGUGAAUGUUUUGUCUUUUUCUUGCAAAACCUUACCGGUAACUCUCGCCACUGCUGUCGAAUGCCGUCUCUUUUUCAUCUUAGAAGAUAACAUUCAUGAUAUUAUUAUAAUAAUAUUCUUGCAUUCAUUAGAACUUCACAGUUUAUAAUUAAAUAAUAGUCAACAUCCCUAUACUUUAUAUUUUUAUGACAAUAAUAUUAUGAAAAUAUUAGAUGGACAAAUUGUGACUGCCAUAUUUGGUUUCCUAUAAUCUUUCUAUUCAUCGAUUCGUUGUUGGCGUGCAUUAGGCAUAUAAAUCAAGAUGUAAAAUACUGCAAAUUUUUAAAUCAUAUUAUUAGUAUAAUGGUCUAUUUAAAUAUUAAGUUUCGCUCAGUGACAACAGCCAGUAUAAAAAAGUGUAAUAAGUAGGUAAGUAUUUAUUUCAAUUUAAUAUGCAUACAACGGGAGCGGACUCGAGAGACUCAGCGUAUGCUUCCGAAUCCGAUCGUGCCGGCGCGGCGCCACGACUGCGACGAGAGCGCGCGGGGGGCUCGCGAGCGGGCGCAGGCGCGCGCCGCGAGCGUGGCGUCACAUCGCUUCUCGUCCGAUCCGAUGCCGAUACAUUUCUAUACGUACGGAUGCGCACGGUUACGGCCGGAGUGCUUAACUCUCAAUACGCGCGUCACAAACGUUUAUAAAUUAAAUUCUGUACAGUAUUAUAGAACAUACGGGUGGAGCCAUUUAACUUUAUUUAUUACUAGCUUUUGCCCGCGGCUCCGCUCGCGUUAUAAAGUUUUUCAGGCUAAAGUUUACCGUUAUAAAAGUAAUAGUUUCCCGGG